Tachyglossus aculeatus (Australian echidna) is the source of this 2951-nucleotide messenger RNA. It is a transcript of the gene CD99, whose product is annotated as CD99 molecule (Xg blood group). Lineage: Eukaryota; Metazoa; Chordata; Mammalia; Monotremata; Tachyglossidae. The record is from RefSeq and is a predicted model, not a curated record. Gene Ontology annotation, biological process: positive regulation of neutrophil extravasation; T cell extravasation; homotypic cell-cell adhesion. The transcript has 11 exons. Bases 11 to 673 code for a protein of 220 amino acids.
AGUCUUUAACAUGGGGAUUCAGGCCCGCCCCCCGUGCCGCCCACCGGCUCUCCGGGCGGCUGAUCGUCGGUGCCCACCGUGCCACCGCUGCCCACCGGUCGCCAUGGGCCGCUGCCCACCCUGCUCCAGCCGGGGACCCCCCGCCCUCCUGGUCCUCCCUCUCCUCCUCCUCCUCCUCGGACCCCCGGCUCCAGCUACAGGUCAAGAUUUUGAUUUAUCUGAUGCCCUUGAAGAUGUUGAGAAAAUAACGAAGAAACCAUCCGUUCCCACCAGAAAGCCAAGUUCCGACCUGGAUUUGUCCGAUGCCUUAAGUGAAGGAAACGAUGACGUGAAUCCCAAACCGCAACCUCAGCCCCCUCCCAACCCUGGAAAUUCCGGUAGCAUCUCUGACGACGAUCUCAUCGAUGCAAACCCCAACCCGCAUCCUCGCCCGGGAGGUCAUGAUCAGCCGGAUUCUAAUCACAAUGAACAGUCAGAUGAUAACUCUCCUGGCGUGAUCCCUGGAAUUGUAAGCGCUGUGGUUGUGGCCGUGGUGGGAGCUAUAUCUAGCUUUAUCGCCUACCAGAAGAAGAAAUUCUGCUUCAAAGGAAACGAAGAUCCAGAAACUGUCCGGGCGGAAGGUUAUGAAGAUGCAAAUAAAGAACCUCCUGUGCAGAGUACUCUUUUGCAGUAAUAAUAUGAGAAUCAAAUCACGGGAGAACCAAGAUGAACAAACUGCGAUUGGAAAGUCUUGCUAUCUGCCUCAAAGGAUACCAUUUAAGAGAGGAAACAUUGUAUAAGAAUGUGAUCCUGUCAGACGAUUUUGGAGUAGGGAUCUCUAAAACAAUGCAAAUAGUUUCAGUAUUCUAGCCUGGGAUGGGGUACUUGGUUCCCCAGGAGUCUGCAGUUGGACCUUUUAGUUCACCAUUGCCUUUUAGACGUUGACAAAUAAGUAAGAUUUGAACGGUUGGCAGUUAACAUUCAGUUUUUGGCCUUCUAACCAAGUACCCCUCUAAUUCCUCUGUUGGAAUCUAACUUUUCACGCUCAUCUGUGUCAGAGUGGUAUGUGAAGCUGAAGAACCCUCCAGAAAACCUCCAAAAAAUUAUCCUCAGCAUUUCCCCGCUUCCAUUUCUGAAUCCAUUAUAGCUUAGCAACUAAGGAAAUGUGUGGGCUGGACCUGAAAUCUCUGCCCGGGUGGCUUCCGAUUUUAGUCACAGACCAGAUUUGUGUGUUACCGUUAUUGAGACUGAGACUAAACAGAGUUGUGAGGUUUUAUUUUUUUUUUUGCCCCUACCCAGUUUUCCUUCUUUAAGUCUGAUGGUUGCAGAUUUGGAGUGUUCAAUCUGUACUGACAUUUGACUGUUGACUGAAGAGAGGUAUUAACGUCCACGCCUAACCAUUUUUAUCUUAUGCUACCAAAUAGUCUACCACUUUGAAGCAUAACAAAUUGGGUAAUUAGUGACUUGUUUGAUUUUUUAAUAUUUUUUUUAACGUUCUUUACCUAGUCCCCUCAAAAGUACUUCAAAACAGAGUUAAACCGUCUUUUCCUUCCAGAGUUCCAGGCAUGUUGUAUACUUAUAUCUAAUGCAUGGACUGCUAUAGGGGAGGUUUGUAAAAGAAAACAAUUUAAAUAGGUUCUUCUCUGGGAGUUUGAGGGGGAGCCUUAAAUGGGUUUUAAUUUUUCUAAGGGGGGAAACUGAAGUUUUCAAGCCCAAAUUUGCAGGGAACAUAUGCAGACUCUGUUACAUUGUAAUCUCCCAAGCAUUUAAUGCAAUGCUCUGCAUACAUUAAGCGCUCAAUAAAUACGAUUGGCAUUCAAAAUUGUCAGGCACGUUUAAUGAAUUUUUCCGUUCACUGUAUCACCGUGUUCUGAAGCCGAGACAAUCCUGGUUUUUAAAAUGGACUCCCAAAAUCCAAUGCUUCUGGAGGGAAAACUAAUCUUCCAUUGGGAUUCUCACCAAAAUUUUUCUCAUGAUUUAAUAGUUGUUCCUUCUCUUUUUCUAACAAGUAUAAUGAAAUGUGACCAGGCAAACUUUUUGGCUCGCCUGUCUGUCUGUUGAUUACUGCAGUCUCUUCUUCAGGUUCCUCCUCCUCCCACUUUAAGGAAUCUUUUCUUCCACUGCAGGCCUUUCAGAAGGCUCUGAUGAUGGACUCUGAAGAUAUUCUCUGCCAAGAAGUUGAGAUCUCUAGAAGGGUAGUGCUCCUCAUUCACGCACCUUCCCAUACUCUCAGUUUCAGCCACAGUCCUCUGUUUCUCUCUUCUGCCCAUCUCCUGUGACUGAUGCUGUGAAGGAGUGAGCACCUACACUUCAGAAGGCCAAGAGAUGGAAGGCAGAGGGAUUGUUGGAAGAGAAGUUCUAAUUCAGAUCGAUCACAGGGAGAGACUCAGAUUUUGUAAGUAAGACAGUUUGUAGGUGGGUCAGUGUGUGUGUUUAUGGAGGAGAGAAGGAAGGAGGAGGAGGAGAUGGCAGAGCAAAAGGGUUCACUAUAUUGCAUGUAGUUUUUUUAAACCUCUAGUGUAAGAUAGAACCUAUAUUUAGGGAGCUAAAAAUAGUUAAAAAUAAAACUCAUCUUCGCUUCAAAGCAAUGUGUUAUUUUAACGGUGGACAAAGUGGAGUCAUGGAAGUUUGGACUAAUUUUGCAGGAACCAACCUUUGGUUCUGGCUUGUUAUUGCAGACUAAUAUUAUCAGUCUGUUCGUAUGGUGAAAAUCAAAUUCAAGCACAUCCCAAGCCAAAUAAACAUCUCUGGGCUUGUCAACCAAGGCCCCCUGAAUUAUUCAGUUACUACCAGCCCAUAGGCCCCCCCCAAACCCCAAAGAAGUGAAGUGGCUUCUCUAUAGGGAUUUGACAAAAGUCGUGAGCUUUCUCGAUCUGUGAACUUGUUGAACUUUUACAGUCGGACUUGACACGUGGUUGUUUGGUGGUUGUUGGGUUUUUUUUUUUAAAUAAAAACAUUUGGGUAAAAAACUA